This is a messenger RNA of Sceloporus undulatus (fence lizard), 2662 nucleotides long. RefSeq lists its product as uncharacterized. The coding region runs from base 404 to 2080 and encodes 558 amino acids. Gene Ontology annotation, molecular function: protein binding; zinc ion binding. NCBI's taxonomy places the organism in Eukaryota, Metazoa, Chordata, Lepidosauria, Squamata, Phrynosomatidae. The record is from RefSeq and is a predicted model, not a curated record. The transcript has 9 exons.
GAGUGUGUCAAACGGUUCUUACUGUCAGAUUGCUCCUCCUAAUAUUGAACUGGAAUCUCUUCCUGCGAUUUGCAUCCAUUGCUCCAUGUCCUGUUCUCUGGAGCAGUAGAAAAUAAGCUUGCUCCACCCUCAAUGUGACAUCCCUUCAAAUACUUAAACAAGGUUAUCAUAUCACCUCUUAACCAUCUCUUCUCCAGGCUCAACAUGCAGCAUGCACAUAACUAGUUCAAGGUCCCUCAGUAAACUUCAUGGUCAUGUCAAAAUUUGAACCUUGGUCUACUGAAUGUACACCAGCAUGGUGUUGAUAACAAAACUGGUUGCCCACUCCAAGAUAAAGUCUGGAGAACGCAUCAGAGUGAAAGGCAAAGUGUACUAGAGGCCACAAGAAGGAACUGACCAGUCAAUGGGGCCAAAAAGAGCAAAACUCUCUCUUCCUGGCGAGACAGAUGGGGCUAACACUCGGACUCCCAUCCAGGCUCUCUGCGAGGAAGCUCUUUGUCCCAUCUGCCUGGGAUAUUUCAGGGAUCCAGUGAUGACAGAGUGUGGGCACAAUUUCUGUAAAUCCUGCCUGGCUCCAUGGUGGGAGAAGUCAGACCAAGACGCCUCUUGCCCUCAGUGCAGAGAAAAGAUCCAGGAAAUAAAAAUGAGGCCAAAUCGCAAGCUGGCUAGCUUUGUAGAAAUAAUCAAGAGAUUUAGUCUUCCAGGGCCAAAAGAGGAAGAAAGAAAAGGGAAAGUCUGUGAGAAACACCAGGAGCCCCUGAAAAUGUUUUGUGAGGAUGAUGAAAUCUCUAUCUGUGCAGUGUGUGACAGAUCCAAGGAGCACCGAGAUCAUGAAGUGAUUCCUCAGGAGGAAGCUUACCAAAAAUACAAGGAUUUGCUCUGUAUUCGUUUGGAGGAUCUGAAGAAGGAGAGAGAUGGCAUUUUGGCAAAUAAAGCAGCAACAGAAAGAGAGGGCCAAAACCUACUUGUAAGUGUAAAUAUUAUUGUUACAGUCGGAGGUUGGGAGGAGCUGGUCGGGAUCCAGAGUUACCAUUACUGUUGGGUGAAGGGAAAAGAGGCGCGGAGGGCAGCAGCGCCAGAGGCCUCAAGCCCGGCACCAGCACCCGGCCUCCUCGCCGCCGCUACAGCCAUGGAAGGGGCAGGUGUCGGUGCUGGGGCCCUCUUGGCUCCAGCACCGGUAUCGCAGCCCUUCCACGGCGGCGGAGGCAUGGAGGAGGCCGGAGCCGGCGCUAGAGGCCUGAGGCCUCUGGCGCGGUGGCUCUGCCUCCUCACCGCCACCGCGGAAAGGCCCGGGGGCGGUGCUGUUGGGGGCCAAGAGGCCUCCAGCACGGCCAUCGCGCCCUUUCACGACAGCGGCGAGGAGCCAAGACUUGGCCUCUGCCGCCACUGCUGCCACCCGGCUUGCCUGCAGUGGUGGUGGCGGAGCAAAGUGAAGGAGACUUUUGAGGACCCAGGAGCUUUCCCUCCAGAGCUGAGGUUUAAGAUCUGGGACUUGACUGAUAUUAACUCCUUACUGGAUGGCAUCAUGAAGCAAUUCAAAGAUGCAUUGCUGUAUGGAUUUCAGCUGCACAAAGUAAUGGUAACUCUGGAUUCAGACACAGCUCAUCCCAAACUCAGACUGUCUGAGCAUCAUAAAAGUGUAACAUGGAGUGAGAAAAGUAAAAUAGUCCCUACCAAUACGAAGAGAUUCACCACAAAUCCUUUUGUGCUGGGAAAGGAACAAUUCACCACUGGGAGACAUUUCUGGGAAGUCCUUGUGGGAAACGAAGACCAGUGGAUCGUUGGGGUCGCCAGGAAGUCUGUGAAGAGAAAUGGUGACAUUAUCUAUGGAACUGAGGAAGGGAUCUGGGCUGUAGGGAAAUGGAAAGGUCAGUACAGGGCGGUCAACCAUCCUCAUUACUUGCCUGUGUCUCCAAAUGGGAAGCUCGAGAAGAUUCGAGUUUCUCUGAACUGUGCUGGUGGGCGAGUGGCCUUUUAUGAUGCCAGUACAGGAGACCAUCUUUACACAUUCUCUGGAGCCUCAUUCUCAGGAGACACUCUCUUGCCCUUCUUUCAAGUGUAUGGCCAAGGCUGUAUCUGAGUUUCUCCUUAGGGCUGCUCAGCCAGCUGACCUUCAAAGGCUUUCCUCCCCAGAUCAGGGUGACUGAAUCAAUGAUCUGUUGGUCAAGAGCCCUUUUCCAACUUCUACCAGAAAGUGUUUUGGUUCCAAUCCCUAAAAUCCUCCUCCACCCAUUCAGAGGAUGAGUUCUAAUUUUCUCCCCCUCUUCUCAAGAUUUCUCUCAGGAAGUUUGUUCUUAGAGGAUUAAACAGGCAGUGUGCCAAGAAGUUUGCGAGAUUAUAAAGUUACGUACAGGCUUUAUGUUUAGUAAGGAAUAGAAUUUCAUGGAGGAAGCUAGAAAUGUUUUGUUGUUUCGUUAUAGUUUGAAAUCCUAACUAUCGUUAAUUUCACAAAUGUGCCAAGUAUAUUCUCCAAAAAGUCACAGGUUCAAUCAGUGAAGUCAAUUUUCUGGAGAGGUUUGAACGAGAAAAUGUUCUGGAAAUGUUUCCCUCGCUUUUUAAUAUCGAUAAAAUGUUACAUUCAAACACAUUCAAAGCUUUAUGAGGAAAUUCUUUUGUUGAAAUAUCUGUAAUAUUAUUAAAAGAACAGAUGUUAUAUCCUUUU